Molecule: messenger RNA, 15416 nt
Organism: Callorhinchus milii (elephant shark)
Lineage: Eukaryota; Metazoa; Chordata; Chondrichthyes; Chimaeriformes; Callorhinchidae
Product: ryanodine receptor 1
Exons: 105
Coding region: 80-15106 (5008 amino acids)
Biological process (GO): intracellular calcium ion homeostasis; calcium ion transmembrane transport
Cellular component (GO): calcium channel complex; smooth endoplasmic reticulum; sarcoplasmic reticulum membrane
Molecular function (GO): ryanodine-sensitive calcium-release channel activity; protein binding
Source: RefSeq, a predicted model, not a curated record
CAGUCAGGCAGUCAGUCAGCUGCGAGCGGAGCGUGAGGGGAGUGAGUGAGGGAGUGAGGGAGGAAGGAGUGAGCCAGCCAUGGCUGAAGGGGCAGAAGGAGAAGAGGAGAUUCAGUUCCUCAGAACUGGUGAUGAAGUGGUUCUACAAUGCACUGCAACUGUUGUCAAACAGCAAAUAAAACUCUGCCUUGCCGCUGAAGGAUUUGGUAAUCGACUCUGCUUCCUUGAAUCUACAUCAAACGCAAAGAAUGUUCCUCCAGACCUUGCAAUUUGCAGCUUCGUGCUUCAGCAAUCUCUCUCUGUGCGAGCCUUGCAAGAGAUGCUGGCAAACACUGUCCAAGGCAAUGAGUCAUCUCAGGGAGGAGGUCAUCGAACCCUCUUGUAUGGUCAUGCAAUUCUACUCCAACAUUCCCACAGUGGUAUGUAUUUAUGCUGUUUGACGACAUCGAGGUCUAUGACGGACAAAUUAGCCUUUGAUGUUGGACUGCAGGAAGAUGCAACAGGGGAAGCAUGUUGGUGGACCAUUCACCCAGCCUCUAAACAAAGGUCUGAGGGUGAGAAAGUGCGUGUGGGUGAUGACCUCAUCCUUGUCAGUGUUUCCUCAGAGCGAUAUCUGCAUUUAUCUUACGCCAGUGGAGAUUUACAAGUGGAUGCCUCCUUUAUGCAGACGCUCUGGAAUAUGAAUCCCAUCUGUUCAGGCUGUGAACUGGCUGAAGGAUAUGUGACCGGUGGCCAUGUUCUGCGUCUCUUUCAUGGUCAUAUGGACGAGUGCCUCACGAUAGUAGCAUUUGACCAAGGAGAAGACCAGCGCAGGUUGGUUCACUUUGAAGGAGGAGCAGUGUGCAGCCAUGCAAGAUCUCUGUGGAGACUGGAACCUCUGCGCAUCAGUUGGAGUGGUAGCCACAUGAAAUGGGGCCAGCCCUUUCGUAUCCGUCACGUAACAACCGGUAAAUACUUGGCCCUAGAUGAGGAGAAAGGGCUGCUUCUUUUUGAUCAAGAGAAAUCGAACACCAAAGCUACUGCCUUUUGUUUCCGAAUCUCAAAGGAUAAGAUUGAUAUGCCUCAUAAACGAGAUGUAGAGGGGAUGGGAACCCCAGAAAUCAAGUAUGGGGAGUCCAUGUGUUUCGUGCAGCACGUCAACAGUGGACUCUGGUUGACAUACGCAGCACUCGAGAGUAAAACUGCUCGGCUCGGACCUUUAAAGAGAAAAGCUAUACUGCACCAAGAGGGACACAUGGAUGAUGCUCUUCCACUGUCACGCUCCCAACAAGAGGAAUCCCAGGCCUCUCGAAUGAUCUACAGCACAGUUGGUCUCUUCAACCAAUUCAUCAGCUGUCUUGAUCAUCUUACUGGAAAGAACAAAGCUUCAUCGCAUCAGAACAGUUUACCUAUUGAUACAGUGGUUCUCAGUCUCCAGGAUCUGAUCAGCUACUUCCAGCAUCCAGAUGAAGAACUUGAACACGAAGAGAAACAAACCAAACUGCGCUCACUCAAAAACCGACAGAAUCUAUUCCAAGAAGAAGGGAAGAUCCAGCUAGUGCUGAACUGCAUUGACAGGCUCAAUGUAUACAACAGUGCCGCUCACUUUGCAGAGAUUGCAGGAGAGGAGGCCGCUGAAUCCUGGAAGGAAAUUGUGAACCUGCUUUACGAGCUGCUGGCCUCCCUCAUCCGAGGUAAUCGCAGGAUAUGUGCACUAUUCUCUGACAAUUUGGAUUGGCUGGUCAGUAAACUGGACCGACUGGAAGCUUCCUCAGGUAUUCUGGAAGUGCUGUACUGUGUUUUGAUAGAAAGCCCAGAGGUCCUGAAUAUCAUAACAGAAAGCCACAUCAAAUCGAUUAUUUCUCUGCUGGACAAGCACGGGCGAAAUCACAAGGUGCUGGAUGUGCUACGUUCUCUGUGUGUGUGUAACGGUGUCGCUGUCAGAUCCAAUCAGAAUCUGAUAACUGAGAAUCUACUUCCAGGCCGUGAUCUGCUGCUACAGACCAACCUGAUCAACUAUGUCACCAGCAUCAGGCCAAACAUCUUUGUGGGCUCGUACGAAGGUUCUACUCAAUACAAGAAGUGGUACUUUGAGAUGAUGGUGGAUUACGUUGAUUCAUUCGUUACACCCCAAGUCACUCAUUUGCGAGUGGGCUGGGCAUUGACAGAAGGCUAUAGCCCUUACCCAGGAGGAGGUGAAGGCUGGGGAAGCAAUGGAGUGGGAGAUGAUUUGUACUCGUAUGGUUUUGAUGGUAUUCAUCUGUGGUCGGGGCGUGUGGCUAAGGUCGUUGCCUCACCUGACCCACACAUUCUGGCAGCGGAUGAUGUUGUCAGCUGUUGCCUUGAUUUGAGUGUGCCAAGUAUCUCCUUCCGGGUAAAUGGCCAUCCCGUUCAAGGCAUGUUCGAGAACUUUAACCUUGAUGGUCUCUUCUUUCCUGUUAUCAGCUUCUCUGCAGGAGUCAGGGCUCGAUUCUUACUUGGUGGCAGGCAUGGUGAUUUCAAGUUCCUGCCUCCCCCGGGUUACGCUCCCUGUUACGAAGCUCUGCUACCAAAGGAAAGGAUGAGACUGGAACCCAUCAAGGAAUACAAGUUUGAUUUUGGUGGGGUGCGAAAUCUCCUGGGCCCGACACAAUGCUUGUCCCAUUCUGAAUUUGCUCCAUGCCCUGUGGAUACAGCUCAGAUUGUGCUUCCACCUCAUUUGGAACGGAUACGGGAGAAAUUGGCGGAAAACAUCCAUGAGCUUUGGGCUUUGACAAAGAUUGAGACAAGCUGGACAUAUGGAACAAUUCGAGAUGACAAUAAGAAACUACAUCCGUGUCUUGUGGAAUUUAAUAGACUACCAGAACCAGAGAGAAAUUACAAUUUACAGAUGUCUGGCGAAACGCUGAAGACUUUGCUGGCGUUGGGGUGUCACGUCGGAAUGGCCGAUGAAAAAGCAGAGGAAAAUCUGAAGAAAAUCAAAAUGGCCAAAUCGUACCUAAUGUCUAGUGGAUAUAAACCUGCUCCCCUUGACCUUUCCCACGUCAAACUGACCCCAGCCCAGAACACUCUGGUGGAUAAAUUGGCUGAAAACGGACACAACGUAUGGGCAAGGGAUCGUGUUCGGCAGGGCUGGACAUACAGUAUUUUGCAGGACAUUAUGAACAAGAGAAAUCCGCGGCUCGUACCUUACAACCUGCUGGAUGAGCGCACCAAGAAAACAAACCGAGACAGCCUGUGUGAGGCUGUCCGCACCCUGAUUGGUUAUGGCUACAACAUCGAGCCCCCGGAUCAGGAAGCUACUGCCCACACAGGCAAGGGUUCCAUUGAUAAAGUGCGCCUAUUCCGUGCAGAGAAGUCGUACGCAGUGAAGACCGGGAAAUGGUAUUUUGAAUUUGAAGCCGUGACUGUAGGAGAAAUGCGAGUAGGGUGGGCCCUACCCGAGUGCAGGCCUGAUAUUGAAUUGGGUGGCGAUGACCUGGCUUUCGUUUUCAAUGGAUUCAAGGGUCAGCGGUGGCACAUAGGCAGUGAGCCAUUUGGCCGGACCUGGCUGCCUGGUGAUGUGGUUGGUUGUAUGAUCGACUUAAGUGAAAUGAGCAUCAUGUUCACAUUGAACGGAGAGAUGCUCAUCAGCGACUCUGGUUCUGAGCUGGCUUUUAAAGACAUUGAAGUGGGUGAUGGCUUUCUCCCUGUGUGCAGCUUGGGCCUUUCCCAGGUUGGGCGUAUUAAUCUUGGGCAGGACGUUAGCAGUCUGAGAUACUUCACCAUCUGUGGUUUGCAGGAAGGCUUUGAGCCUUUCGCUGUAAACAUGAAGCGGGACAUCACAAUGUGGUUCAGCAAAAGUUUGCCUCAAUUCGUUCCUACUCCUUUGGACCAUAGCCAUAUUGAGGUGACAAGGAUCGAUGGAACUGUUGACAGCCCACCUUGCAUUAAGUUGUCUCAUAAAACCUUUGGAUCUCAGAACAGCAACACUGAUAUGCUAUUCUUCCGACUCAGCAUGCCUGUCGAGUUUCAUGACACGUUCAAAUGUACCCCGGGCACAACACCCCUGAUUAGGAUGUCUAGACCCGAAGAAGAAGUAGAAGAUAUAGACGUAGAUUCAGAGUUUGAAGUCCUGAAGAAGUCAGCCAGCCGGACUCAAACCGAAACAACAAAUGACAAAGAGGGUCAUAAGGAAGUCGUGAAGACGGAGAAUGAAAAGGAUGUUUCCUCUGAGAAAAGUAAACCCAAAUCUAGGUUCUUGUUCAAAAAGAAGCCAGCCUUCAUUGCUCCUCCGCCAGUGAUUCCCACCGUGCCCCGCCUGAUCCAGGAUGUGGUACCAGAUGAUCGGGAUGAUCCAGAGAUUAUUUUGAAUACAACAACGUAUUACUAUUCAGUGAAGAUAUUUGCUGGACAGGAUCCAGGAGGUGUGUGGGUUGGCUGGGUUACCCCAGACUUCCAUCAGUAUGACAAAAGCUUUGAUCUGUUCAAAGUUCGCACGGUCACUGUCACAGUAGGAGACGAUCGAGGAAAAGUUCAUGACAGUAUGAAGCGCAGCAAUUGUUACAUGGUCUGGGGAGGCGAGUUCAGUAACAGCUCCCAGCAGGCAAGCCGCAGUAAUGUGGAUUUGGAUAUUGGCUGCCUUGUUGAUUUGGCAACAGGUCUCAUGACUUUUACCGCCAACGGAAAGGACAUCAAUACCUAUUUCCAGGUUGAACCGAAUACUAAGCUAUUCCCUGCAGUCUUCGUGCAGCCUUUUAGUCAGAAUAUGUUCCAGUUUGAGCUUGGCAAGCUGAAGAAUAUCAUGCCAAUUUCAGCCGCCAUGUUUCGGAGUGAACGGAAGAACAACAUUCCCCAGUGUCCUCCACGGCUCAAUGUCCAAAUAAUCACCCCAGUCGUGUGGAGCCGAAUGCCCAACGAGUUCUUGCAGAUCGAGAUGGCACGUGUGAGUGAGCGUCACGGCUGGAUGUUAGAAUGCGUGGACCCACUUAUCAUGAUGGCACUGCACAUUCCAGAGGAGAACAGAUGUAUCGACAUUUUGGAGCUCACCGAGUGCAAAGAUCUGCAGAAAUUCCACUAUCACACGUUAAAGCUGUACUGCGCUGUGUGUGCAUUGGGCAACAAUCGGGUCGCCCAUGCCCUGUGUAGUCAUGUUGAUGAAUCCCAGUUGCUCUACACUAUCGAGAACACAUACCUGCCGGGCCUCCUACGCAGUGGCUAUUAUGAUCUACUGAUCAGCAUUCACCUGGAGUCAGCCAAACGCAACAGACUCAUGAUGAACAAUGAGUUCAUUGUCCCGAUGACUGAAGAAACCAGACAGAUCACAUUAUUUCCAGACAGGCGCAAAAUUCAUGGGCUGCCAGGUGUCGGUCUCAGCUCUUGCUUGAGACCCCCACUCCAUUUUGCUUCCUUGUGUUUUAUCGGCACAAGUGAUGACCGCUUUCAGUUCAGUCCCGAAAUCCCCCUGGACAUUCUCAAGACCAAAGCCAUCAACAUGUUGACCGAGGGAGUCAAAGACGGUGGGCAGCACACAAGGGACCCUGUGGGGGGGAGUGUAGAAUUCCAGUUCGUACCCGUGCUAAAACUUGUAAGCACCCUCCUCAUCAUGGGUGUGUUUGGUGAUGAAGAUGUGAAGCACGUGUUGAAGAUGAUCGAGCCAGAAGUGUUUGCCGAGGCCAAAGAGGAGAGCAGUGAGAAGAAUGAAGAUGAGAAGGCAAAGACGGAAGAAGCCACGAAAGCAGAUGAAGAACAGGAAGAAGAAGAAGAAAAGGCCGAGGAGGAUGAGCAGGGAGUGGAAGAAGCAGAAGAAGUGAAAGAGGAAGAAAUGGAGGAUGGACUUCUGCAAAUGAAACUGCCAGAGUCUGUCAAAUUACAGAUGUGCAAACUGCUGCAAUUCUUCUGCGACUGUGAGCUCCGUCACCGCGUCGAAGCAAUCACUUCGUUCGCUGAUAAAUUUGUUGACAACAUGCAAGUGGAUCAGAAGCAACGCUACCGGGAACUGAUGCUGAACUUCAGCAUGUCUGCAGCAGAGACCGCCAGGAAGACACGAGAGUUUCGCUCUCCGCCACAGGAGCAGAUCAACAUGUUGAUGCAUUUCAAAAUGGAUCCAAGUAAAGAAGUUAACCCAAUGCCAGAUAAAGUGAGGAACGUGUUGAUUGACUUCCAUGCUGAACUUCUCUUGCAUUGUGGCAUUCAGAUUGAGGAGGAAGAGGAAGAAGAGGAGAAGGACACGUCUCUGAAAGGCCGCUUGCUGAGUCUCGUUGAGAAGGUUAAAAGUUUAAGAAAGAAGGAGGACACUGAGGACUUGCAGGGCGAAGAGGAAGAAACGAAGCCCAGUACACUCCAGGAGCUGAUCUCUCACACAGUGGUGCACUGGGCUCAGGAGGCUUUUAUCCAGAACCCUGAACUGGUCCGACUGAUGUUCAGUUUGCUGCAUAGGCAGUAUGAUGGUGUCGGAGAGCUUAUCCGUGCUAUGCCCAAGGCUUACAUCAUCAACGGCACCUCUGUGGAGGACACUAUGAAUUUGCUGGAAUGCCUAGGGCAGAUCCGCUCAUUGCUCAUUGUCCAAAUGGGCCCAGAAGAAGAGAGGCUCAUGAUCCAAAGCAUCGGAAACAUCAUGAACAACAAAGUCUUCUAUCAGCAUCCAAACCUGAUGCGUGCCUUGGGAAUGCAUGAAACUGUUAUGGAAGUCAUGGUGAAUGUGUUGGGAGGUAGAGAUUCCAAGGAGAUUCGCUUCCCCAGAAUGGUGACCAACUGCUGUCGAUUCUUGUGCUACUUCUGUCGUAUCAGCCGUCAAAAUCAGAGGUCCAUGUUUGAUCACUUAAGCUACUUGCUGGAUAACAGUGGCAUUGGACUGGGUAUGCGCGGUUCCACACCGCUGGAUGUGGCAGCUGCUUCGGUCAUUGACAACAAUGAGCUUGCAUUGGCUCUGCAGGAACCAGAUCUAGAGAAGGUCGUCACCUACCUCGCCGGGCGUGGGCUACAGAGCUGCCCGAUGCUACUGGCGAAAGGCUACCCAGACAUAGGGUGGAACCCUGUAGGAGGAGAGCGUUACCUGGAUUUCCUGCGGUUUGCAGUAUUUGUGAAUGGGGAAAGUGUUGAGGAAAAUGCCAAUGUUGUUGUCCGUUUGCUGAUCCGUCGCCCUGAGUGCUUUGGGCCAGCUCUGCGGGGUGAAGGUGGCAGCGGGUUGCUGGGGGCCAUUGAGGAAGCCAUCAAGAUCUCAGAGGACCCGGCCCGUGAUGGACCAACAGUCAAAAAAGACCGUCGUCGAGAAAUGUUUACCGAGGAAGGCCACGAGGACAAUCGUGUCCAUCUGGGCAAUGCCAUCAUGUCUUUCUACGCUGCAUUGAUUGACCUACUGGGACGCUGUGCUCCGGAGAUGCAUCUGAUCCAAGCUGGAAAAGGUGAAGCAUUGAGAAUCCGAGCGAUCCUGCGCUCCCUGGUGCCCAUUGAUGACCUGGUCGGUGUAAUCAGCCUCCCAGUGCAGAUGCCUGCCUUUGGGAAAGAUGGUCACAUUGUUGAGCCUAAAAUGGCGGCCAGCUUUGUUCCUGAUCACAAAGCCUCCAUGGUUCUGUUCCUGGAUCGUGUCUAUGGGAUAGAAAAUCAGGAUUUCCUUCUUCACGUACUGGAGGUCGGAUUCCUGCCUGAUAUGAGGGCUGGUGCCUCCUUAGAUACUGUUGCUUUCAGUACCACCGAGAUGGCACUGGCUUUAAACCGGUACCUCUGUUCUGCAGUGCUGCCUCUUAUCACUAAAUGUGCUCCACUGUUUGCGGGAACAGAGCACCGAGCAAUUAUGAUCGACUCCAUGCUGCACACAAUCUACCGUCUCUCCAGGGGCCGCUCUCUGACCAAGGCACAGCGAGACGUUAUUGAGGAGUGCCUCAUGGCACUGUGCAGGUAUCUCCGACCUUCCAUGCUGCAGCAUUUACUGCGUCGCUUGGUCUUUGAUGUACCAAUAUUGAAUGAGUACGCCAAGAUGCCACUGAAGUUGCUAACUAACCACUACGAGAGAUGCUGGAAAUAUUACUGCCUGCCAUCCGGAUGGGCUAAUUACGGAGUCACUUCGGAGGAAGAACUCCAUCUGACUCGGAAACUCUUCUGGGGAAUCUUCGAGUCGGUGUCUCAUAAGAAAUUUGACGUAGAACUUUUCAAGAUCGUCAUGCCAUGUCUGUGCGGGAUAGCUGGAGCAUUGCCACCGGAUUACGUUGAUGCCAGCUACUCUUCCCAGGUGGAGAAAAAAGCCUCAGUAGAUGCAGAAGGCAACUUCGACCCUAAACCUGUGGAAACUAUGAAUGUCAUCAUUCCUGAAAAACUGGACAGCUUUAUUAACAAGUAUGCAGAGUAUACGCAUGACAAGUGGGCUUUUGAGAAGUUACAAAAUAACUGGACUUAUGGUGAAAAUAUUGACGAGGAAGCAAUGACUCACCCAUGGUUGAGACCUUACAAAACGUUCUCUGAGAAGGACAAAGAAAUCUAUAGAUGGCCAAUUAAAGAGUCCUUGAAGGCUAUGAUCGCCUGGGAAUGGACAGUGGAAAAGGCGAGAGAGGGAGAAGGAAUGGAGAAGAGUGAUAAGGGGGAGAAAAAGACCCGCAAGAUUUCCCAGUCGGCUCAGGUUAUGUACGAUCCUAGUCAAGGCUACUCUCCGCAGCCCCCUGAAAUGCUGGUGGCAGCGCUAUCCCGAGAACUGCAGGCAAUGGCGGAGCAACUCGCAGAAAACUACCACAACACCUGGGGCCGAAAGAAGAAGCUGGAGCUACAGGCCAAAGGUGGGGGAAGCCAUCCACUUUUGGUGCCGUACGAUACACUGACCGCCAAAGAGAAAGCCCGGGACAGGGAGAAAGCUCAGGAGCUGCUCAAAUUCCUCCAAAUGCAAGGCUACUCAGUGACCAGAGGCAUGAAGGAUAUGGAACUGGACACGUCCUCGAUUGAGAAGAGAUUUGCCUAUGGCUUCCUGAAGAAACUGCUGCAAUGGAUGGAUAUAGCUCAGGAGUUUGUUGCUCAUAUAGAGGCAGUUGUAAGCAGUGGAAGAGUUGAGAAAUCUCCUCACGAACAGGAGAUCAAGUUCUUUGCAAAGAUUUUGCUCCCUUUGAUCAAUCAAUCUUUCAAGAACCACUGCUUGUACUUCCUGUCCACUCCGGCCAAAUUGCUGGGCAGCGGUGGACAUGCCUCCAACAAAGAGAAAGAGAUGAUAGCCAGUAUCUUCUGCAAAAUGGCAGCUUUGGUCAGGCAUAGAGUCUCCCUCUUUGGUACUGAUGCCCCCACAAUUAUAAACUGUUUGCACAUUUUGGCACGGUCUCUGGAUGCGAGGACUGUGAUGAAAUCUGGCCCUGAGAUUGUAAAGGCAGGUCUGCGGUCAUUCUUUGAAGGAGCGUCUGAGGACAUUGAGAAAACCGUGGAAAAUCUGAAACUUGGCAAAGUCUCUCAGAAAACACAAGUGAAGGGAGUGGCUCAGAACGUCAACUACACCACUGUGGCCCUUUUGCCUGUACUUACCUCCCUGUUUGAGCAUAUCGCACAGCAUCAGUUUGGAGACGACGUGAUCCUGGAUGAUGUGCAAGUCUCGUGUUACCGAAUCCUAUCCAGUAUUUAUUCUCUUGGAACCACAAAGAAUCCUUACGUGGAAAGACAUCGACCCUCCCUGGGUGAGUGUCUGGCCAGACUGGCGGCUGCAAUGCCGGUGGCCUUUCUUGAACAUCAUCUUAACGAGCACAAUAUCUACUCCGUUUACAAUACGAAAUCGUCACGUGAACGCACCAUUCUGGGUCUGCCGAACACUGUGGAGGAAAUGUGUUCCGAUAUUCCCGACCUGGACUGCCUCAUGAAAGAAAUUAGUGACUUGGCGGAAUCUGGAGCCCGCUACACUGAGAUGCCGCACGUCAUUGAGAUCACUCUGCCAAUGUUGUGUAACUACCUGCCCCGAUGGUGGGAUCGAGGACCAGAGAACAAUUCCGAGGAAAUCACUGUGAGCUCCACCACCGUCACAUCGGAACAGAUGAACACCUUGCUGGGAAACAUUUUGAAAAUCGUGGUUAAUAACUUGGGCAUCGACGAGGCUUCCUGGAUGAAGAGACUGGCAGUAUUUGCACAGCCCAUCAUUAGCAAAGCCAAACCCGAGCUGCUGAAGUCCCAUUUUAUCCCCACCAUGGAGAAGCUGAAGAAGCGAUCGGGGAAGGUGGUGGCUGAGGAGGACCAGCUUCGCAUGGAGGGGAAGGGUGACAACGUGGAGUCUGAGCUACUCAUUCGAGAUGAGUUUUCCGUCCUCUGCCGGGACCUGUACGCUCUGUACCCACUGCUGAUUCGCUAUGUAGACAAUAAUCGAGCCAAAUGGUUGACUGAACCAGACCCCGAUGCUGAGGAGCUCUUCAGGAUGGUUGGAGACAUCUUUAUCCUGUGGUCAAAGUCACACAAUUUCAAAAGGGAAGAACAGAACUUUGUGGUCCAAAAUGAAAUCAACAACAUGUCCUUCCUAACUGCAGACAGCAAAAGCAAGAUGUCCAAGUCUGGAGAUGAUGGACAGUCUGGAGGUUCUGACCAGGAAAGGAUGAAAAAGCAGAGGCGAGGGGACCGUUACUCCGUUCAGACGUCGCUGAUUGUCGCAACCCUUAAGAAAAUGCUUCCUAUCGGCCUCAACAUGUGUUCUCCUGCUGAUCAAGAACUUAUUAACAUAGCCAAGACCAGAUACAGUCUGAAAGAUACAGAUGAAGAGGUACAAGAGUUUCUUCAGAGCAAUCUCUACUUGCAAGAAAAGUGUGAAAAUUCCUCGUCCAUGCGAUGGCAAAUGGCGUUGUACCGGGACACGGCUGGCAAAGCUGAAGACAGCAACAACCCUGAGAAAAUCGUAAAGAGGGUACAAGAGGUUUCCGCCGUCCUGUUCCACCUGGAGCAGACUGAGCACCCUUACAAGUCCAAAAAGAUGGCCUGGCACAAACUAUUAUCCAAGCAGCGCAGGCGGGCAGUGGUUGCCUGUUUCAGAAUGACUCCACUGUAUAACUUACCCAGGCACCGCGCAUCUAACCUCUUCAUCGAAGGUUAUAGAACUUCCUGGAUUGAGACCGAGGAGCACUCGUUUGAAGAUAAACUAAUAGAUGAUCUGGCUAAAUCAGGUGAAGAGGAGGAGGAGGAAGAGGAGGCGAAGGAAACUAAGCCCGACCCUCUUCACCAGCUGAUCCUGCACUUCAGCCGCACAGCUCUCACUGAGAAAAGCAAACUGGAAGAGGAUCAUCUGUACAUGUCAUACGCAGACAUCAUGGCCAAGAGUUGUCACAUCGAAGAGGAGGGUGGUGGUGAUGAAGAUGAAGAGAGCGUAGAGCUUACCUUUGAAGAAAAGGAGAUGGAAAAGCAGAGAUUGCUUUACCAGCAGUCCAGGCUACACAGCCGUGGGGCAGCUGAGAUGGUCCUGCAGAUGAUUAGCGCGUGCAAAGGUGAACCAGGUGCUAUGGUUUCUUCAACCCUGAAACUUGGCAUCUCCAUUCUGAAUGGGGGUAACUGUGAAGUUCAGCAGAAAAUGCUGGACUAUCUGAAAGAGAAGAAGGAAAUUGGUUUCUUCCACAGUGUGCAGUCCCUCAUGCAAACCUGCAGUGUUCUGGAUCUGAAUGCCUUUGAGAGACAGAACAAGGCAGAAGGCCUGGGAAUGGUCACUGAAGAGGGAACAAUCAUCAAACGUGAAAGUGCAGGCAAACAAAACAGUUCUGGUGAGAAGGUGAUGGCCGAUGAUGAAUUCACACAAGAUCUUUUCCGGUUCCUGCAGUUACUCUGUGAAGGACACAAUAACGAUUUCCAGAAUUACCUGCGCACCCAGACAGGUAACACCACCACCAUCAACAUCAUUAUCUGCACCGUCGACUACCUGCUUCGCCUACAGGAAUCGAUCAGCGAUUUCUACUGGUAUUACUCUGGCAAAGAUGUUGUUGACGAACAAGGAAAACGAAACUUUUCCAAGGCUAUGGCCGUGGCUAAGCAAGUCUUCAACAGUCUCACUGAAUAUAUCCAGGGUCCUUGCACCGGGAAUCAGCAGAGCCUGGCUCAUAGCAGACUAUGGGAUGCAGUUGUCGGUUUCCUGCAUAUCUUUGCACAUAUGAUGAUGAAACUUGCUCAGGAUUCAAGCCAGAUUGAGUUGUUGAAGGAGCUGCUGGACUUGCAGAAAGACAUGGUGGUGAUGCUGCUCUCUCUGCUGGAAGGGAAUGUGGUGAACGGAACCAUUGCUAAACAGAUGGUGGACAUGUUGGUCGAGUCGUCCAGCAAUGUUGAAAUGAUCUUGAAGUUCUUUGACAUGUUCCUGAAGCUGAAGGAUAUUGUGGCUUCCGAUGCAUUCAAAGACUAUGUGACGGACCCGAGGGGGCUGAUUUCAAAGAAGGAUUUCCAGAAGGCGAUGGACAGUCAGAAACAGUACACCUUGUCUGAGAUCCAGUUCCUACUCUCGUGUUCUGAGGCAGACGAGAACGAGAUGAUAAACUAUGAGGAAUUUGCUAACCGGUUUCAGGAACCAGCCAAGGACAUCGGCUUUAACAUAGCCGUGCUGCUCACCAAUCUCUCCGAACAUGUGCCUCACGACACCAGGCUUCAGAACUUCCUAACGUUGGCAGAGAGCAUUCUGAACUACUUCCAGCCUUUCCUGGGCCGCAUCGAGAUCAUGGGAGCCAGUCGGAAAAUCGAGCGAAUUUACUUUGAGAUUAGCGAGGCCAACAAGACCCAGUGGGAGAUGCCUCAAGUCAAGGAGUCCAAGAGGCAGUUUAUCUUCGACGUGGUGAACGAAGGGGGGGAGUCCGAGAAGAUGGAAAUGUUCGUCAACUUCUGCGAGGACACCAUCUUUGAGAUGCAGAUCGCCUCCAAGAUUUCCGAACCGGACGAGGAAGAGAAGUCGGAGGACGAGGAGGAGCAGGGAGAGAACGCCGAGGGAGGCGAGGUCGAGAGAGCCUCGCCUUUGGCCGAGUCGCCCUCCGCCUUCGCGGCUUUCCUCGGCAGCAUCGUGGACUUUUUCCACCUGUUCACCCUGAAAAACAUACGGAAGCAAUAUAGGAAGUUGAAGAAGAUGACCAUCAAAGAGAUGGUGAUGGCCUUGGUGUCCUUCUUCUGGACCUUGUUGGUAGGAAUUGUGCUCUUCUUCUAUAAUAUCUGUCGUGGUUUCUUCCUGAUCGUGUGGAACACCUUAUUCGGAGGCGGCUUGGUCGAAGAGGCCAAAAAGAUGACGGUGGCAGACCUGUUGGCCAGUAUGCCGGACCCAACACAAGAUGAGGUUCACGCCGAUCUUCCUGACCUCAGCAAGGUGGAGGUGGAGAACCUGGAAACUCCCUCGGAGUUUGAGGAUCAGGUUAAAGAGCAGGAGGAUUCAGACCAGGCCGAGGCCAAGAGGGAGAGUGGCUGCCCCAGGACAAGCUCGCCUGACUCUAACCUGGGGCUCGGUGACAUUGUGGAGAGCGCAUCAGCAGAGCCACCCACUCCUGAGGGCACACCACCCUCCUUCAGGAAGCUGGGAGAGCAGAUUGAAGCUACAAUUGAGGCCCAGUCACAUGAAAAGCAGGUUGAACCCGAGAAAGCCGACACAGAGAACGGGGAGAAGGCAGAGAAGGACAUGAAGGAGAAAGAAGUGGAGGAGGAGGAGGCGGCCCCAGAAGAAGAGAUGGCGCCUGUGAGGAGAGCGAGGAAGAAAGCCAAGCGGGAGAGGAAGCGGGAGGAGCCAGAGGCGGUCAUGGAAUUCUGGAACGAGUUUGAAAAUUACAAGACCAAACUCCUGAAUUACCUGUCGAGGAAUUUCUAUAACCUGCGUUUCCUGGCUCUCUUCGUGGCGUUUGCCAUCAACUUUAUCCUGCUCUUCUAUAAGGUUUCUGUGCUUGAAGAUGAAGAAAGCUUUGAAGAAGCAGGUUUUGAGGAUGACUCGGGAGGAUCUGGUUUUGGAAAUGGAAAUGGAGGUGAAGAGGAGGAAGAGGAGGAUGACAACUCGUUGGUUUAUUUUGUCCUUGAGGAGAGUACGGGUUACAUGGCGCCAACACUGAAGUUCCUGUCUGUUCUGCACACCCUCAUCUCGUUCCUCUGCAUCAUUGGCUACAACUGUUUAAAGGUGCCUCUGGUCAUCUUUAAACGGGAGAAGGAACUGGCCAGGAAGCUGGAGUUCGACGGUGUGUACAUCACGGAGCAGCCCGCAGACGACGACAUAAAAGGCCAGUGGGAUCGUCUGGUUCUCAACACCCCAUCGUUCCCAAAUAACUACUGGGACAAGUUUGUCAAACGAAAGGUGUUGGAUAAAUACGGUGAUAUCUACGGCAGGGAACGUAUUGCAGAGCUUCUGGGAAUGGAUAUGAGUGCCUUAGACGUCAGUGUACCUCAGAAGAAACCAGUGUCUGACAACUCCAUUCUGUCCUGGUUCACAUCGUUGGACAUCAAGUACCAGAUCUGGAAGUUUGGAGUGAUUUUCACUGACAAUUCGUUCCUGUACCUGGUCUGGUAUCUCGUCAUGUCUGCUCUCGGUCAUUACAACAACUUCUUCUUCGCUGCUCACCUGCUGGACAUUGCCAUGGGAGUCAAGACCCUUCGCACCAUCCUGUCCUCCGUAACUCACAACGGCAAACAGCUGAUGAUGACGGUGGGGCUGCUGGCAGUGGUGGUUUAUCUAUACACAGUCGUGGCCUUCAACUUUUUCCGCAAGUUCUAUAACAAGAGCGAGGAUGAGGAUGAGCCUGACAUGAAGUGUGACGAUAUGAUGACGUGCUACCUGUUCCACAUGUACGUGGGCGUGCGAGCUGGAGGUGGCAUUGGCGACGAGAUUGAAGACCCGGCUGGGGACGAAUAUGAGCUAUACCGAGUUGUCUUCGACAUCACUUUCUUCUUCUUCGUCAUUGUCAUCCUUCUGGCCAUCAUCCAGGGUCUGAUCAUAGACGCCUUUGGAGAACUGAGAGAUCAACAGGAGCAAGUCAAAGAGGACAUGGAGACCAAGUGCUUCAUUUGUGGAAUCGGCAGCGAUUACUUCGACACAACGCCACACGGGUUUGAAACUCACACUUUGGAAGAGCACAAUUUGGCAAAUUACAUGUUUUUCCUCAUGUACCUGAUCAACAAGGAUGAGACGGAGCACACGGGUCAGGAAUCUUACGUGUGGAAGAUGUAUCAGGAACGUUGCUGGGAUUUCUUCCCGGCCGGGGAUUGCUUCCGGAAACAGUACGAGGACCAGCUGGCAUAAAGCACCGGAGCGGUGGGAAUGCUGCGCUUCCUGUGGAUCCGAGCCGCAAGUCCCAACCCCGUUCCCCGCUCGCAGCUGCCACGGUUUCCCUCGGUGCCCCCGGCCCGCCGUAAAGGGGCAAAGCACCCGAAGUAGAUCUCAUCGUAGAGACGAGGUUUAAACCUGGGCAGCACUUGAUGAUGUGGGAACCAGUUUUCGCGCAGCCAACGAGCCCACCCGCCCGACCGACCGCCCGCCCGCCCGCGCGUGUGCGAGACCACAUUUAUACUUCAGUACAUAUCAGAGAGAAAAAACAAAACAUAUUUUGGGG